Dibothriocephalus latus is the source of this 465-nucleotide messenger RNA. NCBI's taxonomy places the organism in Eukaryota, Metazoa, Platyhelminthes, Cestoda, Diphyllobothriidea, Diphyllobothriidae. The record is from the annotation of a GenBank genome assembly.
AUGCAUGUGUUUCUUGUUUUCUGUCUGAACUUCAACCCAAGUUUAUUUCCUAAUAUUCAUCCAGGCAUCGUUGGUGGCGGUUUGUGCGGUUGCUCGACUGCUUACUUCCUGCGCAAGUUGAUGGGUUCGAACGUCUCAAUUACCCUAUUUGAGAGGUCUGGACGUAUUGGAGGACGCGUCAGAGCUGAACAGGUGGGCGACAGGCUCUACGAAACUGGUGGUACCAUCUUUCUCAGCAGUCAAAAGUAUAUCAACUCAUUCGUCGAUGAAUUUGGUCUCGAAAAAGUUAAUCAUUCCAUGGGGCCCCGUGGGCUCGCUUUCUAUGACGGACACCAACACCUCUCCUACACAACUCUCCGAAAACCUUCCUUUAUAUCUAAGCUCAAAUUCCUAUUUCUCUACAAGAGGGACUUCUUCAAGUUCAAGCAGCACACGCGUAAGACGGCAGAAACUUUCGCUAAGUAA